GCGCAGGGAGCUGAAGGUAACCGAGUGGCAGAGAUCGAGUCCCGGCGAAGUCUGUCGCGGAGUCACCGUGAAAAACACCAACAGCCACAAAAUGCCGAAUAAAACUAAAAAGGAAAAGGAGCCAACCAAAUCUGCCAAAAGUAGCACUAAAAACAGUAAUGCCACUAGUGGGAAAGACACAGGAACUGAAAAUGCAGAUGAGGCGCAGCAGCAGCAAACUGCCAGCAAACGUCCCAGCAACAGCACCCCACCACCCACUCAGCUCAACAAGAUCAAAUACUCCGGCGGUCCCCAGAUCGUCAAGAAGGAGCGUCGCCAGAGUUCGUCACGAUUCAACCUCGCCAAGAACAGAGAGCUGCAGAAGCUUCCUGCCCUCAAAGAUGCGCCCCUUAUUGACCGGGAGGAGCUGUUUGUGCAGAAGCUGCGGCAGUGCUGCGUGCUCUUUGACUUUGUCACGGACCCUCUGAGCGACCUGAAGUACAAGGAGGUGAAGCGUGCUGGCCUGAAUGAGAUGGUGGAGUACAUCACACACAACCGCGAUGUGGUCACCGAGUCCAUCUACCCAGAGGGUGUGAUCAUGUUUUCAAUCAACUUGUUCAGGACCCUACCACCAUCCUCCAACCCCACAGGGGCUGAGUUUGACCCAGAGGAGGACGAGCCCACACUGGAGGCUGCCUGGCCACACCUACAGCUGGUGUACGAAUUCUUCUUACGAUUCCUGGAGUCCCCUGAUUUCCAGCCUAAUGUCGCUAAAAAAUACAUUGACCAAAAGUUUGUACUGUCUCUCCUGGAGCUGUUCGACAGUGAAGACCCCAGGGAGCGGGACUUCCUGAAGACCAUCCUCCACAGGAUCUACGGCAAGUUCCUGGGCCUCCGGGCCUACAUCCGCAGACAGAUCAACAACAUAUUCUACAGGUUUAUAUAUGAAACGGAGCAUCACAAUGGAAUCGCAGAGCUCUUAGAAAUCUUAGGAAGCAUAAUCAACGGCUUUGCCCUGCCAUUGAAAGAGGAGCACAAAAUGUUCCUGAUCCGAGGGCUGCUGCCGCUUCACAAAGUGAAGUCACUCAGCGUCUACCACCCCCAGCUGGCAUAUUGCGUUGUGCAGUUCUUGGAAAAGGACAGCAGUCUAACUGAACCGGUGAUCAUGGGCCUGCUGAAGUUCUGGCCUAAGACCCACAGCCCCAAAGAGGUGAUGUUCCUCAACGAGCUGGAGGAGAUCCUGGACGUCAUCGAGCCGUCUGAGUUCGUCAAGAUCAUGGAGCCGCUGUUCAGACAGCUGGCCAAGUGUGUUUCCAGUCCACACUUCCAGGUGGCAGAGAGGGCGCUGUACUACUGGAACAACGAGUACAUUAUGAGCCUGAUCAGCGACAACGCAGCCAAGAUCCUCCCCAUCAUGUUCCCUGCUCUCUACAAGAACUCCAAGAGCCACUGGAACAAGACAAUCCAUGGGCUGAUCUACAACGCCCUGAAGCUCUUCAUGGAGAUGAACCAGAAGCUGUUUGAUGACUGCACCCAGCAGUACAAGGCUGAGAAACAGAAAGAGAAGUGCAAGCUGAAGGAGCGUGAGGAGGUCUGGCACAAGAUAGAGGAGCUGGCCAAGCAUAACCCACAGGUUGCCAACCUUCGACCUGGUCUCCACCCACAAGAAGAGUACAUGAUGUACAAUGAGAGUCCGGGAGGGGUGCCCUUGUACUCCAUGGAGACGGAGACGCCAACUGCUGAGGACAUUCAGCUGCUGAAGAAGACUGUCGAGACAGAGGCCACACAGGUACAACUACCAGCACACUCACAGGGGAUGAAGGACAUCAAGAAAGACAAGGUGAUGAUCCGGAGGAAGUCGGAGCUGCCGCAGGACGUGUACACUAUAAAAGCCCUGGAGCAGCACAAGAGAGCGGAGGAGUACCUGACGGCCAACGAGGAGGCCCUCUGACCAGGGAGCAGUGGCACCCCCUGCACCUAACCCCCCCCCCGUGUCGCAUCCAACCAGUCACCAGCUUUACGCCCCCCCUUCUCCUCCGCUUCUCCUCCCCCUCCACUCCUUCAUCUCUGCCGGAGAUCCCCAUCUGCAGAAAACCAGGGCCAUCACAGAGACGGACAAGUACACACAUAUGCGCACAUAUAGGAACAUACAGACCUACAAUAGUUCCAGCUUGCACUGAAAUGCAUACAUACUUGACUACAGUGGGCCGAUCAUUAGGUUGCACAAGGACAACCAUAACACAACAGUAGUAUUAGUGUAAGCAUCCGUGAAGCAUGUUUCUUUGUUUCCUUUUUGGAACUCAGCAUUACCUAUAGAGGGCAGUAGAUUGUGAUUGAUUCUCUUGCUAGCUUGCCUGGAGUGAGAGGGUGUGGGUAAUCUGAAUGGUUUGGUGGAUGAUGAGGCCAUGCUUUAGUCUAGCUGGAAGUCUAGUGAAAGUAGUGGUUCUGCUCUGUAAAAAACCCUAGCUGUCAGGUCAUGCCCAGGCAACAUAGUAAAUGUUGAGGAAGCGAAGUCUGCGACACAAAGCUUACAAUACAAUUUAGUAGUGCUGAGCUAUUAACCAAAAUGUUUUUUAAACAACUAAUUGACCGAUAUCAGUCCUAUUAUUUGAAUUCCAUUUCUUUCAAUUUUUUUCUGUAAGCUCAGUGUGUAGUUUUUCUAGAGAAAUCAGAUCAAGCCCAGACUGUACGAUAUGGUAGGGAGUUGUAGUUGCCAACAGGCCAGUAUUCUACAUAGUUUAGCGUGGAAAAUGUGGUAAUUACCUACAAUGACCAUAAUUCACUGAAAAUACAUGAUCUAAGUAAUUGAUAGUUGGUAUUCAGCAGUCAUAAAAGUAUGCCUUAUUUACUUUGAAGAACUAUUAAAGUAUUAAUUUUGUCAGACAGCAUAGCUCUAUAGGGAUGAGAUUAUGACUUAGAAUGAAAUAAUAAAGUAAUCAAAUAAAACAAAUGUAAUAUACACAACUGAAUAUUUUAUUAAAGUAAUGUGAAUAAAUUAUGGUUAAUAAGUGAUAAGCAGCACUGGGCAGUCAUUGCCAUCGUGGGACUUUUAUUAAUGAUUAUUAUUCUGUGUUACAGCAUUCAACAAACUAGUUCUGAGGAUUAGUGCUUUUUGAAUUUCGGUUUCGAUUAUUUAUUUAAAUAUUAAAUUAAUUAUGAGCUUUUUAAUGGAAAUUCCAAACAUUAAAUUGCCAAAACAUUGAAAAUAUUCCAGUGUCUCGACAUCAAUAAAAAUUGGACAUUUCUAUGAAAUAAUAAAAUAUUUCAGUUUGUAUUUGAUUACUUUAUUAUUUUUCAUUCCUUAGAGUCAUCAUCUCAUCUCUGCUCAGGCAGUAGCAGCCAGCCAGCCAGGCCAUCUAGUGUUAUCUAUGUGCUCCCCAUACUGUACUCUCUUCAGUCAUCUUAUUUAGCUAGCCUGCCUAAAGUAUGCUUCAGAGCUGACUGGCAAAAUAUUUUUUUUACUAGUUCUUCAAAGUAGAUAAGGCAUACUUUCACGAACUGUCUCUGUCCCUCUCAUUGUUUUGUUCUGUACAUUCCUCUCUCUUAAAAGUGUAUCUGUAAAAGUGUAUCCGUCCAGAGAUCUGUAUAUAAUGACGAGAUGUUCAUGUCGCCACCCUAACAAUGUCAUUGUCCCAAAGGCGGGAAAGCAGACGACAAGCUUUGGUUCAAAAUAUUGGACAGAUUUUGGCGACAGUGAAACCUUUCAUUCCGCCUCUUCCUCUCUGAUCCGUCUCUAUCCGAGCUGGAAAAAAACAGGUGCAAUGGAUUGUGGUUAUUGUAAUGAAUUACCACGUUUCUGCUAUGAACUAGGUUGAACAUUUGCUUAAGGAAAACUACAACUCCCUUCAUCCCAGCGCCCCACAUAGUUCUUGACUUGAGUUCUCUCGUGAAUGAUUUGAUUUCCCACUAGAGAAACGGUGCGUUGGGCUCACAAAGAACUGUAAUUGAACUGAUGCUGGUCAAUUAGUUGAUUAAUAACCGGAGAGAAAAAAAUGAAAUGUUGGUUAUUCGCUCAGCACAACAACCCACAUGAUGUAUAGAGCAUUUAAACCGUGAUUAUUUUUUCAUAACCAAACCAACCUCAAAAAGCACUAAUCGUUCAGCACUACAACUUAGACAAGGCAAUUAAAUAAAAUGAGAGAGCACUAGGAAUCAAGAUGGCUGACUUUAUCUUAAUUUAAUUAUUUACUCUGUCAGUCUCUUCCAUGAGACUGUUUUGCUCACGUUUUAGUACUGUAAUUGUAUCUUCGUCACCUCUUUGCAGAGUAAAAUCAUGGCCUUACACCGUCUGUUGAAUUGCAUUUUCCCUGUUGAUUAUGCUAAUCAUAUGCUAAUAACAUGAUUGUAAUCCUGAUGAUUGGUUUAUUUCAGAAUCCAUGAAAAAACAAUAACUUAGUUCAGACCUAGCUGCUCACAUGAAUUGUGUAGGUUUGUGUUUUUGUUUUGAUCUGUUUUUGACAGCGUUUUGUAGUUCACAAAACUGGCUUUUGAAAAGCACUUAAAGAUAAACCGUGAUAUAUUAGCAAUUGUCCGUACAAGAGAAUGAGUUGACAAAUGUCUCAACUUAGAACUGUAAAAUGUUUAUUGUAUUUUUUAUAAUUAGAGGUGUAGCUCAAAAACGAAUCAUGUCACUGUGUCAAAAAGAAACCUCCGAAAAUAAUUCCGUUAGAUAGAAUGUCAGGUUAAUAUUGUCCUCGAGGUUGGUCUUUAGGAAAAGCAACCAUUAACUGGUGCAGAAUUAGUCCAUCAUUUUCUCCGUUUUCUCAAAGAUAACCUUCUUGCUCUGUCUACAGACUCUUGACUGCCAUGAUUGUUAUCCCAACUCAUCCAUUCCUUCUGUCAAAUUCAUGUUAAUAUGUUUAUUAAUGUUUCUGGCCCAAUGGUUAAUGUCGACUCAGCCUCUAAUUAUUCCUCUCUAGCCUUCUUCUUGCCUUUCUUUUUUUUAUUCGUUUUUUUUGUGGAUUUUUACUGAACAAUAAUAUAAACGGAACGUGUAACAUUUUCAAAGAUUUUACUGAAUUACAAUUCAUAUAAGGAAAUAAAUAAAUUCAUUAGGCCCA
Molecule: messenger RNA, 5039 nt
Organism: Oncorhynchus gorbuscha (pink salmon)
Lineage: Eukaryota; Metazoa; Chordata; Actinopteri; Salmoniformes; Salmonidae
Product: serine/threonine-protein phosphatase 2A 56 kDa regulatory subunit delta isoform-like
Exons: 17
Coding region: 92-1930 (612 amino acids)
Biological process (GO): protein dephosphorylation; signal transduction
Cellular component (GO): cytosol; nucleus; protein phosphatase type 2A complex
Molecular function (GO): protein phosphatase activator activity
Source: RefSeq, a predicted model, not a curated record